Molecule: messenger RNA, 1874 nt
Organism: Coregonus clupeaformis (lake whitefish)
Lineage: Eukaryota; Metazoa; Chordata; Actinopteri; Salmoniformes; Salmonidae
Gene: prpf31
Product: PRP31 pre-mRNA processing factor 31 homolog (yeast)
Exons: 13
Coding region: 128-1726 (532 amino acids)
Biological process (GO): spliceosomal tri-snRNP complex assembly; mRNA splicing, via spliceosome
Cellular component (GO): U4 snRNP; U4/U6 x U5 tri-snRNP complex; precatalytic spliceosome
Source: RefSeq, a predicted model, not a curated record
UUCGUCUGCGACUCGCUACAGAGGGCAACGUUGAUAACACAAGCAAACAUUUGUAAACGUCGAACGCAUUUCGAAAGUUGUUGGAUUUGUAGUUUUCUUUUGACGGCAGGAGUUUCAAACUCCGAAGAUGUCUCUGGCUGAUGAACUCCUGGCUGAUCUGGAGGAGGCGGGGGAUGAGGGGGAGGACGGGCUGUACCCGGGGGAAGAGGGGGAGAGUGAUGGGGAGGCGGGGGAGGGACAGGUAGAGGGAGGUUUGGAGGACAUCCCAGAGGAGAUGGAAGUGGACUACAGCGGAGCUGAGAGUGUCUCGUCCAUCGCUAAACUACGCAACAGCAAACAGUUCUCAGAGAUCAUGGACAAAAUUGCAAUCUAUGUUGAGAAGCAGCGCAAGAACUCUGAAGUCUCCGGUCCAGUUGAGGCAGACCCAGAAUACAGGCUGAUCGUUUCUGCCAAUAACCUCACAGUAGAAAUUGAGAACGAACUGAACAUCAUUCACAAGUUUGUCCGUGACAAGUAUUCCAAGAGGUUCCCUGAGCUGGAGUCUCUGGUGCCCAACUCUCUGGACUACGUCCGUACUGUCAAGGAGCUGGGGAACAACCUGGACAAGUGUAAGAACAACGAGAAUCUGCAGCAGAUCCUGACCAACGCCACCAUCAUGGUGGUCAGCGUCACAGCCUCCACCACACAGGGGACGAUGCUGGGUGAGGAUGAACUGAAGAGGUUGGAAGAGGCCUGUGACAUGGCGCUAGAGCUGAACCAAUCAAAACACAGGAUCUAUGAGUAUGUGGAGUCCAGGAUGUCAUUCAUCGCUCCUAAUCUGUCAGUCAUCGUUGGAGCCUCGACCGCAGCCAAGAUCAUGGGUAUUGCUGGGGGCCUGACCAACCUGUCUAAGAUGCCAGCCUGUAACCUGAUGCUACUGGGAGCCCAGAAGAGGACCCUGUCAGGGUUCAGCAGCACCGCUCUGCUCCCACACACCGGCUACAUCUACCACUGUGAUGUGGUCCAGACUCUACCCCCGGACCUGAGGAGAAAGGCAGCACGUCUGGUUUCAGCUAAGUGCACCCUGGCAUCCCGAGUAGACAGCUUCCACGAGAGUGUAGACGGCAAGGUGGGCUAUGACCUGAAAGAGGAGAUUGAGAAGAAGUUUGAUAAAUGGCAGGAGCCUCCACCAGUGAAGACUGUCAAACCCCUGCCAGCACCGUUGGAUGGACAGAGGAAGAAGAGAGGAGGACGGAGGUAUCGUAAAAUGAAGGAGCGUCUGGGUCUGACAGAGAUCAGGAAACACGCCAACAGGAUGACUUUCGCAGAGAUUGAGGAUGAUGCGUACCAGGAGGACCUGGGUUUCAGUCUGGGCCAGCUGGGGAAGUCGGGCAGCGGCCGCAUCAGACAGGCUCAGGUCAACGAGGCCACCAAGGCCAGGAUAUCAAAGUCCCUACAGAGGAAGCUGCAGAAGCAGAACAUGACGUACGGAGGCAGGUCCACAGUUGGCGGCAGGUCCACAGUUGGCAGCAGGUCCACAGUCGGCGCGAGGUCCACAGUCGGCGGGAGGUCCUCGGUUAGAGACAACUCCUCAGGAACCAGCUCCAGCGUAGCCUUCACUCCACUACAGGGGCUGGAGAUCGUGAACCCGCAUGCAGCAGAGAAGAAGGUGGCUGAGGCCAACCAGAAAUAUUUCUCCAACAUGGCAGAGUUCCUCAAGGUCAAGAAGGAGGGAGAGGGAAAGUGAGGAGUACACAUACAAUUCAUCAUACACACCAUAUACUUCCACACAGCGGUGCUGAUAUACAGACAUACCAACUUGUACACUGCUCAAAAAAAUAAAGGGAACACUUUUAACAUUGUCUUGCAUUAGGAGGAACCCAGGGUUCAACCGC